GUCAUUGUUAUGCUAGUUGGCUAUUGGAUCCAAAAAGAACAGCUCGUUUUACAAGCUGUCCAAAAGGCCAAAAGGGCUCACGCACAUGGCUCAUGGCUCCAUGGCUCACAUGAGCUUACAGACCACCUGAUUUCCCCCACACCUCUUCCAAAACCCGUCAUACAUCACACAAUUUCAGCCAUCAACCAACCACAAGCAAGCAACCAAAACAACAAACCCAAAAUCGCAGCAUGACGUUCCAUCCUCAACAGGACACCGAAUAUGAAAUACCAACCGUGGUGUACAUUCCUGAAACAACUCUUCUGAGUCGGUGGGAUCCUGCUCCAGCCAACAGCGAAACCAAGACGGUGUCAUGGCGUGGAGAUUCUCAAUCGAGUCUCAUGUCCGAUAUUAGUGCCGUUCCCGAAUCCACAGCAACGCCUCCAAGGGCUCCCCGAAGAAGUUAUAGUCCACCCCCCAAGGCAAGGAAACAUCACGAAGUUUCCAGAAACAGUGGUGUCGACAUUGGCUCUGUUCCUCUUGUCCCAGUAGAGUUCGGCUCUGACAAUGGCAAGGUUGUGCCCUUGAUGGAAUGCAAGAGCUCCCUCUCCAGUGUGUUGGAGUCACAAGCUGGAAGACCCAAUGGACAAGUUACAGCAGUCUUUUGUAUCCGGCGAGAAGGCUGUGGCUCAUGUCGUGACCAUGGCAACCAGUUGAAAGAGCUGUACGAACAGUUCCCUCACCUAAAUCUCUUUGGAGUCAUCAAGAACGCUCCCAUCAAGAAUGACGCGGCGCUUAGUGAAUUCUAUUCCAAACAUUUCCCAUUUCCAAUCUAUAGAGACGAUCAAUGGGAUACAUUCAAGUUCCUUGGGAAUCGAAACCUGUCCAUUUGGAAAACGCUCAAGUGUGGCAAGAAACUCACAAAGAGAUACAGUGACUGCAAAAUCAAGAAUGCUCUGAUUGGAGGAGAUCAUUUCACACAAGGUGGAAUCUUAUUGUUCGACAAGAAUGGGAUGCUUCGAUAUGUCUACUAUGAAAGAUACGGAGACAGGUUGGACGUCGAUGCCUUGAAAUGGGCCAUUCGAGACUGCGAGGAAGGACCAGGAAACAAUACCUUGUUGAGAGUCGAACGACCCCCCAAACUCCCAAAGAGACAUGUCAGUAGAGACAACUUUGAUAAAGCUGUGCGUCGUCCAAGAAGACGUCUCUCGCCAGCUGCAUAA
Molecule: messenger RNA, 1202 nt
Organism: Seminavis robusta
Lineage: Eukaryota; Bacillariophyta; Bacillariophyceae; Naviculales; Naviculaceae
Source: the annotation of a GenBank genome assembly